Molecule: messenger RNA, 4343 nt
Organism: Plodia interpunctella (Indianmeal moth)
Lineage: Eukaryota; Metazoa; Arthropoda; Insecta; Lepidoptera; Pyralidae
Product: multidrug resistance protein homolog 49-like
Exons: 26
Coding region: 153-4073 (1306 amino acids)
Biological process (GO): transmembrane transport
Cellular component (GO): membrane
Molecular function (GO): ATP binding; ATP hydrolysis activity; ABC-type transporter activity
Source: RefSeq, a predicted model, not a curated record
GUCACAAGACGAAGAUGUCGUUGGCAACAUAUUGAUUGAGCUGAAGUAUAGUGCUGAAAUAUUGGGGCGUUUGCUCCUCGCAAUCCUGCCGGGGACGUCUGCGCAGGCGCACGCAUCGUUUACCAGGGAAACCAUUCACAGUUUCCCUCAAAAUGGGAGCGAAGAAAAAAAAUGAAAUAUCUAUCAUGGAGCCUAGAUUAUCUUACAUCCAAAUAUUUCGAUACGCGACAUGUCUGGAGAUCUUCGCGACCUUGAUGGGGGUGAUUUUUGGUGUCCUGAGCGGUGGGGGGGUGUGCUACAAUUUGGUGCAGUUCGGGGAGCUCAGCACUGCAUUCGUGGAGAGGACCAAAUACAGCGACCGGGAGUCCAGCUACCUGCCUCUCACAUCUCUCUUCGGUGGCGGGAAAAUUCUAAACAAUGCUUCGAAAGAGGAAAAUAUGGAUGCAUUGGUGGAUGACGGCAAAGCCAUGUGCAUCGGCAUGUUCAUAAGUAUUGCCAUCUCGCUCGUAUUUUGUAUGCUCUCCACGUGGCUUGUGAGCUGGAGCGCGCUGCGACAGAUUACAAGGAUCCGAAUGCUAUUUCUGACAUCAGUAUUUCGUCAAGACAUGGCAUGGUUCGACACUGAUUCAGGAUUCAACUUAGCAAGUAAAAUGACUGAUAACAUGAUGAAGCUCAAGGACGGGAUGGGUGAGAAGCUAUCGGUAGUGUCGAACCUGGUGGGCACGUCGAUCCUGUGCUUCUGCACCGCGCUGCCGCUGGGCUGGGAGCUUGCGUUGGCUUGCAUCACCGUCAUGCCAUUCUCUGUUACCGCCUCCGUAUUGCUGUCCAAUUACCAAACAUCAUCAACGAUCAGAGAAAUGGAGUCAUACAGCCAAGCGGGCAAGCAGGCCGAGGAAGUGCUGAAGUCAGUAAGGACCAUCGUGGCGUUCGCUGGGGAGAAGAAGGAAAUCGAUAAGUACAAGCAACUGCUGGAGCCGGCCGAGCGCUUCGGGCGUCGCAAGGGUUUGUACACGGGGCUGGGGAACGGCUUCAACUGGGUGCUCACGUACUCCCUCAACGCCAUCGGCCUCACUUACGGCACGCGCCUCGUGCUGCAAGACCUGGACAAGCCGUCUGACGAGAAAAAGUACUUAGUUGGCGUCGUAUUUAGUAUACUGUUCAGCAUAUACAUGGCAACUCAAUCUAUAACGCUAUGCGUGCCCCACAUAGAAGUGUUUGCUAGCGCCCGCGGUGCUGCGGCUAGCAUCUUCUCGCUGCUCGAGAGAAUGCCCAAGAUCGACAGCAUGGCCCAGCAGGGCCUCUCGCCUCGAAGGGUAAUCGGCGAGAUUACGCUUGAUGACGUCCAUUUCAGCUAUCCGUCGAGGCCCGAUGUCCAGGUUUUGAAAGGUUUCUCAAUCCAUGUAAAGCCUGGAGAAUGUGUCGCAUUAGUCGGGUCUUCUGGAUGUGGUAAAUCCACAAUACUACAACUACUUCAGCGAAUGUAUGACCCUCUUUCGGGAUCAGUAAAACUUGACGGGAAAGACUUGAAGAACCUGAAUCUUCGCUGGCUAAGGUCAUCUUUAGGCGUUGUUGGCCAGGAACCAGUACUGUUUCGUGGCACUAUUCACGAAAACAUAGCCAUUAGCUGUCCUGAGGCCACGCGGGAGGAAGUCCAGAGAGUGGCGGAGAUGGCUUAUGCUCACGAUUUCAUCACACUCUUACCUAAAGGCUAUGACACAGUGAUCGGAGAACGUGGCGCAUCCCUGUCCGGAGGUCAGAAGCAGCGGAUAGCAAUCGCCAGGUCUCUGCUGAGAGAACCAGCGGUACUGCUUCUUGAUGAAGCCACGUCGGCACUGGACCCUCAAUCCGAGAAGCAGGUCCAGGCAGCCCUCGAUCGAGCUAGUGUUGGGAGAACUACUAUCACUGUUUCGCACCGGUUGUCCACCAUUGUAAACGCCGAUCGUAUCAUCUGUAUGGAUCAAGGGCAAAUAGUGGAAUCUGGAACUCAUGGUGAUCUAAUGAAAGCUAAAGGUUUCUACUACAAUCUGGUGACCACCGGAAAUGAGAACCAAGAAACGGAAAUAAUCGAAUCGUUACCAGAAGAGACGGAACUAGAGGGGGAACAGCCGCCACUGGAAUCGCUUGCGCCGCGACUCGAUGUCAAGCGAAGAUCAGGGAGGAGGCUGCACAGGCAUCACUCCUUGAAAAGAGACUCGCACGACUGGAUGACCCCUCGAGGGUCCAUCAGCUCAGUGAUGUCCACCGGCCUCAGCAACUUCGUGUACAACGCAGAUUUCGACGAGGAAGAAGAGAAAGACGAAGAAGAAGACGUGAAACCUGUGAGCGACUGGCAGCUGAUGAAACUGAAUGCGCCGGAGUGGCUGUCAUUGACGAUCGGCUCCAUCGCUGCGUUUACCCAAGGCGCUUGCUUCCCAGUCUUCGCUUUGUUAUUCGGUUACGCUAGUGGGAUAUUUGUGAUGGACAACCGCGCGGACAUUAUCUACAUGGCCGAUCUAUACGCGGGCAUGUUCGUGGUGGUGGCUGCGGUAGCGGGCGUCAGCAUGUGUCUGCAGAGUGUGGCCUUCACCAACGCUGGCCUGAAGAUGACUUCAAGACUCCGUCAUCAGUAUUUCACUGCCCUCUUGAAACAGGAAAUCGGUUACUUUGACAAGGAAUCAAAUACAGUCGGGGCUCUGUGCACUCGUCUAAGCGGGGACACGGCGGAGGUGCAGGGCGCUACAGGGCUCCGCACCGGGCUCGUGAUGCAGGGCGUCAGUUCCGUCCUGGUGGGCUUCGUUAUGGCCAUAUGUUACAACUGGAAACUCACGCUUGUUGGGACAGCCUUCCUGCCUAUCAUGGUGGGUAGCAUCUGGUUGGAGGGCAUCGUGUCGCAGAAGUCGCAGACGGACGAGCGCAACGCCAUGGAAGCAGCCAACGCGAUCGCCACCGAGGCGGUCGUCAGCAUCCGCACUGUGCAAAGCUUGGGCAUAGAAGAAAUGUUCCUUCAGAAAUUCAAGUUAUCGCUACUAGACUCAUGCAAAGCGAUAAUUAAGAAAACAAGAUGGCGCGGGUUGGUGUUGGGUCUAGGGAUCUACGUGCCGUUCCUGUCGUACUGCAGCGCCACGGUGUACGGUGCCGUACUCGUCGCUCGCGAGGGGCUGGCUUACCAGACUGUCAUGCUUGUAAACGAGGCCAUAAUGUACGGAGCAUACAUGCUCGGCCAGUCGCUGGUGUACGCGCCCAGCUUCAACUCGGCGCGGUUCUGCGGCGCAAGGAUCCUGGCACUCAUCAACCGGACGCCCAAAGUUCGCACUGAGGACGGAGUGCGGGAUAAAAAAGAAUGGACGGCAACUGGAAAGUUCAGCUUCAAAGAUGUGGAGUUCAGCUACCCCACGCGACCGCACCUGCGCGUGCUCAAGGGUCUAGAUCUGAAGGCGGAUGCGGGGAAGACAAUCGCACUGGUUGGAGCCUCUGGCUGCGGCAAGUCCACAGUGCUGCAGCUGCUGCAAAGGUUCUACGACCCAGACGCGGGAUCUAUAGAGUUAGACGAACGCGACAUCCAUAGCGGUCUGACGCUGCCGCGGCUGCGCCGUCAGUUGGGCGUGGUUCAGCAGGAGCCAGUGUUGUUCGACCGCACGCUAGCGGAGAACAUCGCAUACGGCGACAACAACCGCAAGAUCUCCAUGCACGAAAUCAUCGCAGCUGCCAAGGCCGCCAAUAUUCACAGCUUCAUAUCAUCUCUGCCCAAGGGGUACGACACCAACUUGGGGUCUGGUGGUGCGCAAUUGUCUGGCGGUCAGAAACAGCGCGUGUGCAUUGCGCGUGCGUUGAUUCGAUCCCCGCGGCUCUUGUUACUGGACGAAGCUACUUCUGCUCUGGACGCUAACAGCGAGAGGGCGGUGACGGAAGCCUUAGAAAAAGCAGCUCAGGGCCGAACAUGCGUCACAAUCGCACAUCGCUUGUCUACUAUAAAAGAUGCUGACACCAUAUGUGUGGUCGAUAAAGGUAAAAUUGUGGAGCGUGGCACCCACUCUGAGCUGGUCAACAUGAAGGGCAUUUACUGGCGCAUGUGCAGAGGGCAACGUAUGGCAUGAACUGGAACAUGCGAACAGCCAACCCCUAGGAAAGCUAUUACCAAAUAUUUGCUAAUGUUCGGCAUUCACGUUCAUAUUUUUGUUACCUACAUGUUAUUUUUUUCUACUUCUAUUACGUAGGUUAAGUUGUACAAAUCUUAAUUAAAAGUAUAAGUACAUUUUAUAAUAUAAUGACGUCUAAUGUUACGCGUCAACACAAUGUAACGUGUUUAAACCAUAUAUAGAUCUAUUGAAAUUAAUCGUUAAAUAAAAAGUCAGGGACAGACAGUC